This is a messenger RNA of Oncorhynchus mykiss (rainbow trout), 1615 nucleotides long. It is a transcript of the gene adoa, whose product is annotated as 2-aminoethanethiol dioxygenase a. Gene Ontology annotation, molecular function: oxidoreductase activity, acting on single donors with incorporation of molecular oxygen, incorporation of two atoms of oxygen. The record is from RefSeq and is a predicted model, not a curated record. NCBI's taxonomy places the organism in Eukaryota, Metazoa, Chordata, Actinopteri, Salmoniformes, Salmonidae. Gene Ontology annotation, cellular component: mitochondrion.
AUGUGCUCGCUGUCACUGCGGACGUGACGAUCAGAUAGGCUUGGAAAUGAUUCUGGACCGUGAAUAUUCUCUGGAGAUAAAACCAUAUUUAUUUACCAUGAAAAACGUUACAGUAUAACUUUAGACGCGCAUUUAUUUCGUUUGAACGCGGUCCCAUCCUGGAGUGACGAUAUUGUGCGAGAUUCGAGGAGAAAAGAGCGUUUCCAACUCGGUCCGUUUCUGCUGCCUGUAGCUCAGCUGCGUCUGAAGAAAACAAGCAUCGAUAAGCGUCGGAUUUGUCUCCACAUGAAAAAUGCCACGGGAUAACAAGAAGUCUCUCAUUCAGAAAAUAGCCAGCCAAGCCAAUAUCACAUUUAAAGAUUUCAAUGCAUCCGCAAUUGGGGACAACAAAGUAUUAUUGGACAACCGGGGGGAUCUAAUCACCCUGCUGACGGAAGUCAGGACUGCAGACCUGAAGAUGAAACCGAACGGCUCCCAUUCCGAACACAACCCACCUGUCACGUACAUGCACAUCUGCGAGACGGAGUCGUUCAGUAUGGGGGUGUUUCUACUGAACAGCGGGGCUUCCAUCCCGCUCCACGACCACCCCGGUAUGAACGGGAUGCUCAAGGUUCUAUACGGGAAAGUCAGUAUCAGGUGUUUUGACCUGUUGGAUAAACCUUCGGACCAGGUGCAGAGUGAGACCCAGUUCGACCCGCCGCUGCUGCCGUUCCAGAAGGACUCUCUGCGGCGGGCUGUGCUCCGGUCAACCAUGUGGUUCACCCAUGACAGUAGUCCGUGUAUCUUAACCCCACAGAGGGAGAACCUGCAUCAGAUCGACACGGUGGAUGGACCGGCUGCUUUCCUCGACAUCCUGGCACCUCCGUAUGACCCUGAAGAUGGGAGGGACUGUCAUUAUUAUAAAGUCCUACAGACUGUUCCCGACGCAGACAGUAAGGUAGAGGCGCAGCAGCCGUGGGAGGAAGAGACGUGGUUACUAGAGAUAGGCCAGCCUGAUGGCUUCUGGUGUGGGGGUGAACCAUACCCCGGGCCCAAGGUUUCCUUCUAAUGUCGGUGUUGUAAAGGCAGGGAUACCUGCGACCAAAUAGGGGCUGCCGGAGGACUUUCAAAAGACUGAAUCACUGUGACUGGGACAUGAGUUGUAGCAGGUGAAUGAACUGCAGGUGGAUAAUGUCUCUGGGACAGGCCUUUUGUUUAAGUAUUGAACCUUCUCCUGUAAACUUCCAAAUAAGAUGUUUUCAUCCUGAACAGGCUCAGAAACGUCCUAUUCUCUUAACAACAUUUGUUUGUAACUGAAAAUGUGAUAUGCCUUAUGUGAAUAUUGAAUGUAAACUUUGAAAGCAUUUAUCAUGUCUAGUUUCCAUGUGCACACUACAUUUUCUAUCUUUCAUUGAUUUAUUCCAAACAAAUGUGUGUAUGUGUAAACACUAGCUUUGUUUAUAAUUGAAGGCUUUUAUUUUGGGACAGCUGAAAGUUCUACCUAUAGCCUUACUGCAUAUACAGUGCCUUCGGAAAGUAUUCAGACCCCUUGACUUUUUUCACAUUUUGUUACAUAACAGCUUUAUUCUAAAAUAUAUUAAAUUGUUUUUCCUCAUCAAUCUACACUACCCCAUAA